Molecule: messenger RNA, 4023 nt
Organism: Setaria italica (foxtail millet)
Lineage: Eukaryota; Viridiplantae; Streptophyta; Magnoliopsida; Poales; Poaceae
Product: probable RNA-dependent RNA polymerase SHL2
Exons: 2
Coding region: 1-3636 (1211 amino acids)
Biological process (GO): siRNA processing
Cellular component (GO): nuclear RNA-directed RNA polymerase complex
Molecular function (GO): RNA-directed RNA polymerase activity
Source: RefSeq, a predicted model, not a curated record
AUGGGAUCGCUGCGGGGCGCGGCCGCCCCGCCACCGGCGCCGCGCGCGGGCGACCUGGUGAUCACGCAGGUCAGCCUGGGCGGCUUCGACGCCACCGUCACGGCGCGCGACCUCGCCGACUUCCUCGAAUCCGAGGUGGGCCAGGUUUGGCGAUGCCGCGUCAAGACCUCCUGGACUCCGCCGGACGCCUACCCCGACUUCCUCCUCCCCGCGGUCACCCCCGCCGCCGGCGCCGCCGGGCAGCCGCCGCAGUACGACCGCGUGCCCCCGCACGCCUUCGUUCACUUCGCGCGCCCGGAGGCCGCGCGCCGCGCCGCCGACGCCGCGGGGCGGUCGGAGCUCAUCCUCGGCCGGAAGCCCCUCCGGGCCGCCUCCGCCCCGGACAGCUCCAUCCGCGCCUCCCGCCGCCGCAAUGUCAAGCCAUUCCGUUUCACCGACUCGCGGCUCGAGGUCGGGGAUCUCCCGGCCCCCGACUCCUUCUUCGCCGCCUGGCGCGGGCCGGACGCCGGGCUCGAGUUCUCCGUCGACCCCUUCGACGGGACCUGCCGGUUCGUCUUUACCCGCGACACCGCCUUCGCGUAUCAGGAGUACCGCCAGGCCGCCGUGGUUAUGCGCUGCGACAUCAAGCUCGAGUUCCCCGUCCGCGACGUCGCAGAGGUCAGGACGUUCCAGCUCGACAGCUCGCUGCUGCUCCGGUUGUCCUCCACGCCUCUCGUCUUCUACCGCACGGCGGAUGAUGACAUCCACGAGUCCGUGCCGUUCGACCUUCUCGACGAUGACGACCCGUGGAUACGGACCACCGACAUCACCCCCAGCGGCGCAAUCGGGCGAUGCGGGGUGUACAGGGUCACAUUCCCGAGGCGGUUCUGGCCAAAGAUGGAACACGCGCUGGCGUACAUGAGGGAGAGGAGGGUGGAAAUCGUGGAGUGUGGUGGCGGGUGGGGAUCAAGGCGGGGGCUCUCGGUGCGUGAUGAGCCUGAAUUUGGGGAGCGAAUGCAGGACUUAUUCUUCUGCAUGCAGCACGCGGAGGGGCUCAAAUUUCCGGUGCUGUUUCUCGUGAAUGCGCUGGUGCACAAGGGAGUGAUAACUCAACACCACCUCACGCCUGAGUUCUUUGGUUUGCUCCAGAGAAGAGAGGAUGAGGUGAACGUGGCUGCAUUGAGAGAAUUUUGGGGGGACAAAUUUCCAGUGUUUGAUGCAUGUCGGAGGCUGAAGAAUCUGCAGGAUAGGGUUGCCAGGAACCCCAAACUUCUUCGCAACAAGAUUGGGCAUGAAAACUCAGAAGUGAGGAGGCUGGUGAUCACACCCACCAGGGCUUAUUGUCUGCCACCAGAAGUGGAGCGCUCUAACCGUGUUAUCAGGCAUUAUCGUGAAGUGGCUGACAGGUUCUUGAGGGUAACUUUUAUGGAUGAGGGGAUGCAGCAACUGAAUAGUAAUGUGCUGAAUUUCUCUGCAGCGCAAAUCGUCAAGGAUUUGAUGUCAAACUCAUUCCAGCAUAAGACAACAGUGUACAAGCGUGUUAAAACGUUUUUGACAGAGGGUUUUCACAUGUGCGGCAGGAAGUACUCAUUUCUUGCAUUUUCAUCGAACCAGCUGAGGGAUAGGUCGGCUUGGUUCUUCGCAGAGGACAGAACAAGAACAGUAGAAAGCAUAAGGAAAUGGAUGGGGCGGUUCACAAGUAAGAAUGUAGCAAAGCAUGCUGCUCGGAUGGGGCAGUGCUUCUCAUCUACAUAUGCAACGGUAGUGAUGCAGCCAGAUGAGGUCAAUGAGUGUCUUGAGGAUGUUGAACGCAAUGGGUAUGUUUUCUCUGAUGGAAUUGGCAAGAUUACGCCAGACCUUGCAAUGGAAGUUGCUAAGACGCUGCAACUGACAGAUAAUCCCCCAUCCGCUUACCAGAUUAGGUAUGCAGGGUUCAAGGGCGUUAUAGCUGUCUGGCAAGGAGAAAAUGAUGGUAUACGACUUUCCCUGAGGCCAAGCAUGCACAAGUUUGAGUCUACCCACACUGUGUUAGAGGUGGUCUCAUGGACAAAGUUUCAGCCAGGAUUCUUAAACCGCCAGAUUAUUACAUUACUGUCCUCCUUGAAUGUCCCGGAUGCUAUCUUUUCACAAAUGCAGGAAGCCAUGCUAUCUAAUCUCAACAAUAUUUUGUCGGACACUGAUGUCGCUUUUGAUGUUGUAACCACCUCUUGUGCUGAGCAAGGAAACACCGCGGCACUGAUGUUGAGUGCUGGCUUUUCACCUGGAACUGAACCGCACCUGAAAGCAAUGCUCUUGGCUAUAAGGUCUUCACAGCUAUUGGGUCUUUUGGAGAAAACAAGGAUUUUUGUGCCAAAGGGAAGGUGGUUGAUGGGCUGCCUUGAUGAACUUGGGAUCCUUGAACAGGGGCAAUGCUUUAUUCAGGCCUCCUCUCCAAUGCUCAAUAAUUUUCUGGUGAAGCACGGACCAAAAUGUUCCUCAGCAAACAAAAAUGCAGAGACCAUUGUUGGUACUGUUGUAAUGGCAAAGAACCCGUGCCUUCAUCCAGGGGAUGUCCGGAUCCUUGAAGCUGUUGAUGUGCCUGAACUGCAUCACCUUGUUGAUUGCUUGGUCUUCCCAAAGAAAGGUGAGAGGCCACACGCCAAUGAAGCAUCUGGGAGUGAUCUUGAUGGGGAUCUCUACUUUGUGACAUGGGAUGAAAAGCUUAUACCGCCAGGCAAAAAGAGCUGGAACCCUAUGGACUACACCCCAGCUGAAGCAAAACAGCUGCCACGCCAAGUAUCUCAACAUGAUAUUGUUGAUUUCUUCUUGAAGAACAUGGUAAAUGAGAAACUUGGUCCAAUAAGCAAUGCUCAUGUUGUUCAUGCUGACACAAGUGAGUAUGGAGCAAUGGACGAGAAGUGCAUUCAGUUGGCAGAGCUAGCAGCAACUGCUGUGGACUUCCCCAAGACAGGCAAAAUUGUGUCAAUGCCGCCAUCCCUUCGACCAAAAUUAUAUCCCGACUUUAUGCAAAAGGAUGAGGCGAUCACCUAUAAAUCAGAUAAGAUCCUUGGAAGGCUUUAUCGGUCAAUCCAAGAAGCCUCCAGCAGUGAUCUGGUUCCAGAAGAAACUUGCACUUUAAAUGAUCUUCCAUAUGACACAGAUAUGGAAGUUCCUGGUGCGACAGAUUUUCUCUCAAGUGCUUGGCUGUGCAAGUGCUCAUAUGAAGCGCAGCUGAAUGCACUGCUCAAUCAAUACGGUGUCCGUACUGAAGCAGAGCUUGUGACGGAGCACAUAUGGUCGCUUCCCAAAUACAGUAGCAGGAAGCAGGGGGAUAUAAAGGAGAGGUUGAAGAACUCAUACUCUGCUCUCCGGAAGGAGCUCCGUAGUACUUUUGAAAGCAUUGAGACAGACGAAACUGAGAUAUCUGAGGAUGAGAAAAAUCGGGUGUAUGAGAUGAAGGCCUCCGCAUGGUACCAGGUUACCUACCACCCCAAAUGGGUCCAGAAGUCAAGGGAAAUGCUUGGGCCAGACUGCGAGGAAAUGCCGGCGCGGCUCAGCUUUGCAUGGAUCGCAGUGGAUUACCUGGCGCGGAUAAAGAUAAGGUGCCAAGGAGAAGUGAGGUCCAACAGCCAAAGACCUGUCGAGAGACUUGCUGCCUACAUUUCUGAGAGCAUGUAGACUGCAAAGCUGUUCGCGUGAAGCUCCCUGCAGCGCUAAAGCAAGACCACUCUGCCUUUUUUGCCAUGCCAUUAAAGCAUGCGUCCGUUAUAGUCGGUUAUCUGGGUUUCAUAAUGUAUCUGUUGGAUUUCUUCAAACUCUCUUAGUACCAGGAAUGUUUGUGUAGCCCUGUUAAAUUCCUCCUUGCCCCUGCUGAAGUGUACACUUGUAGUGGAGUACUAUCCUUCGUGAUUCUAGCGUGUAUCUUCUGCCAGCAGCCGAAGACUACUUGCUAGGUGAAUUACUGGCAGAUUAGCUGUCGUUGGUUUCAUGUGAUCAGUUAUGGCUUUAUGGGCCCCUGAACGUGGUUCUAGUAUGGUUUCUGAUUUGAAUUAUGGUUGUCCAAAA